Symbiodinium sp. CCMP2456 is the source of this 3063-nucleotide messenger RNA. The record is from the annotation of a GenBank genome assembly. NCBI's taxonomy places the organism in Eukaryota, Dinophyceae, Suessiales, Symbiodiniaceae.
AUGCCGGCUGCUGUGGCGUCGCCGACCGCCAGCAGGCCUGCGAGGCCUGCGAGGCCGCAGGCCCGGCUGCGGAGACCCCCGGGACUCACGCGGGCUUUCCUUGCCGAGGCGGUGGCUCUGGGGCUCCACCCUCUUGCCUUGCGCUCCUUCCUCCGCUCUUGCCAGCGCCGCCCAAGGCGGAGCUUCCGCAUCAACGGCUGCCGCUUCGAUCGCAGCGACGGCAAGGAGUUUCUAGGGCGCUUGCGCAGCGACGGCUUCCGGCCCAGCCCAGCGCCCUGGUGUGGCGAUGGCUUUCUCGUGGAGGACGGCGAGGACGGCGCCUCCCUCAGUUCCUUGCAGCUCUCCGGCGCCGUCUACCUCCAGGAGCUUGCUUCCAUGCUGCCGGUGCAGGUGCUUUGGUCUCAGCUGCCACAAACUGGCGACCUGCGCUGCCUGGACCUCUGUGCUGCACCGGGCUCCAAGGCGACGCAGCUUCUCACAUUGCUUCGCCUCCGAGGAAGCCUGAGCUCCCGUCUGCUGGUUGCGAACGAUUCCCAGCCGCAGCGCUCCGAUGUGCUUCGCUGCAACGUCGUUCGGUCAGGUGUGGCCGAGGACUGCCUCAUACUUCAGGAGUCUGGGCAAUGCCUCGGCGACCUCGCACCGGGCUGCUUCGAUGCCGUACUCCUGGAUGCUCCCUGCAGUGCCGAAGGCAAUCUCCGCAGGUAUCCGGAGGUGCUGGACCGCAUUCUGUCUGAGGGCUACCAGCAAUGUGUUCGUUCCAAUUCCGAAGUUCAGUGGGAGCUGCUGCAGAGUGCCUGGAAAUUACUUCGCCCCGGAGGUACCUUGGUAUACUCCACUUGCACUUUGAAUUCGCAGGAGAACGAGACACCGUGCCGCCGGCUGCUGCAGCACUAUCCCUCCGCAGAGGUUGUCGAUCUCAGGUGCAGCCUUGGAGUGGAUGCGACGGGAACAAAGGAUGGGUUUCUGCGAGUGUGGCCACACGCCUUUGACACGAUGGGCUUCUUCGUGGCCUGCUUCCGGCGACAGUGGGAACCAGGCAUGACAGGCAGCCCAAGCCUGUACGACCAAAAGCUGGCCGUGGACUGGCUCCGCCUGCAGGCCGAGGAGAUCCGCCGCAUGCGGGAAGGAGCUGAAUCUGCUGGCGUAACGUGGCCCAUAUCCGAUUCCUCCGAGCGCCUGAUCGUCAGCAAGGACGGAGCGGCCUUCCUGCUGCCUCGGCUGGAGGGCCUCCCGCGACCCUUGCUCCUCCGCUGUCCUCGCCCUGGCCUCUGCGUGGGACCCGACCACGCAGAGCUGCGCCUCGCCACGGCGAAGCACCUGGACACCGAGGAAUGGGCAGAGCUGAACGCCUCACAGGGCGGAGGCCUCGGAGCGUUCGGGGCUUUGAUGGACCUCCGUGCCAGAAAAGGAGAUGUGAGAGGAGCAGAAGAAGUUCUUGUGCAGAUCAGGCAGCAGCGGAUGAAGCCGGACGUGAUUUCCUACAAUACACUUCUCAAGGCUUAUGCUGCUGUCAAAGACUGCGACGGCGCAGUGCGCAUCCUUGCAUCCAUGCGAAACGACGCUGUCCCGCCUGACAACGUCAGCUUUUCGACGGCCAUGCAGGCAUGCGUGGCGGCGGGAAGAAGCAAAGCAGCCGAAAAACUCUCAGCAGACCUGCGCAGCGCGCGGCUUCAACCAGAUCUGAUGACUUGCACUACUCUUAUUCGCUCUUACGCUGCUGACUCGCGGCGCACGGACGCAGAGGCACUUCUGCAGCAAAUGAAGCUUGAUGCCUUGCAGCCGGACGUGGCGUGCUACACAGCCUUGAUGGACCUGUAUGCCUCUGUGAGGGAUCGAGUGGCAGCAGAAGGGCUGCUCAACAACAUGUCCGUCGCCCCUAAUGUCAUCACCUACGGGGUGCUGCUGAAGCUUUAUGCAGCAGAGGCUGACGCUGAGCGCGCGGAGGACACGCUCCGCGCCAUGCGGCGAACAUCGCUUCAGCCGAACUUCUUGUGCUACACAGCCCUCUUGGGUGCCUAUGCAAAAAGAGGUGAUAUUCUCCGGGCGACUGGGGUGGCCGAAGAGCUGCAAUCAAUCCGUUUGCAACCGGAUGUCGUCACGCAAAGCUCGCUGAUACUUGCCCACACCCGUGCUGGCGACCUUCAGGGUGCUGAGGAAGUGCUGAAGGGCAUGAGUGCCUGGGGACUGCUGCCCAACGUGGUGUGCUUCGCGACCAUUUUGGAUGGCUACGCCCGGAGAGGCGAUGUGCCCCAGGCCGAGCGACUGCUCUCGGCCCUGCGCUCCCAAGGGCUCCGGCCCAACGUCGUCGUGGCCUCUGCCAUGGCCAAGUGCAGGGCCAACGCCGGCGACUUUGCAGGAGCCACUGAGGAGCUGCGCCGUUUCCGCUCGCUGGGCCUCGUGCCCAGCCAGCGCAGCUUCGCUCCGGUCCUGGCUGCCUGUGCCAGGGCGGGCGACGCCGAAGCAGCCGCGCGGCUGCGGGCUCUGGUAUCGGCGCAGGGUCUGCGGCUGGACCUGCCGUGCACUGAGCGCACACAGCCGCAUUUCUUCAUCCGGUUGAUAUAUGCUACGACGGAUGGUUCCAACAUUUUCACACCCGAGUACCUGAAGCGGAUUAAGCGCAUCGAAGACAGGCUCGAGACCUUGCCGGGCUACCGACGUUUCUGCCUCGCUGAUGGAAACGGCCGCUGUGUGCGGCCGCUGUCGGCGGUCAACUAUUUCUUCGCCAGCAUGGAUGCUAGCACAGGCACCAUCACGCCUGAUGGUCGAGGAGAACACCUUCUUCCCAUUCAGGCGAUCUUAGCGAAUCUUGGCACCAGCAACUCCUACUUCGUGGAUAGGUACUUCGGUGUCUCUUCGGGUCAGUUGAAAAGUGCUCUCGAGGGCAACGUUACUCGCAGCGUCCUCCGCUUCGGAUUGCCCCUAAGGCCUGGCCCGAACACGGCCCUGAAAAGUCUAGAAAGUGCCGGACUGAAAGUGCCUUUGCUUUCUUUCGCUUUCUCAGGGGCUUUCGGAACACGGAGGCCAGGCUUGCAGCACUUGACAAACCGCGGCUUCUGCACUUGA